Eruca vesicaria subsp. sativa (arugula) is the source of this 1812-nucleotide messenger RNA. NCBI's taxonomy places the organism in Eukaryota, Viridiplantae, Streptophyta, Magnoliopsida, Brassicales, Brassicaceae. The record is from the annotation of a GenBank genome assembly.
AUGGCAAAGCAGCUACAACAAUCUAUCACUGAUACUACAAGACCGCCUCUUGAGCCAGCUGAGAAGAACAAUGCUGUCCCUGCCACACGUCGGUCUAGAACAAUGGAGGUCAGUUCAAGAUACAGAUCACCAACUCCCACUAAAACACGAAGAUGCCCUUCACCUAAUGUCACUAGGACUGUGUCAUCAACCUCUCAGUCCUUGUCGAAAAGAGCUGUUUCAGCAGAAAGGAAACGCUCUUCAACGCCAACUACUCCCACUAAUCCGUCCACACCGGUUAGUGAUGUAUCUAUAGAUUUUCCGAAUUCUUCUAAGAGACUAUCUACUGGUCGUGUACCUGAAGGCUUGUGGCCUUCUACUAUGAGAAGCCUCAGCGUUUCAUUUCAGUCUGAUUCAGUUUCAGUUCCUGUUGUUAAGAAGGAGAAACCGUUUGUUACUUCUAAGAUUGACCGGACAUUGAGACCGUCUUCAAAUGUAGCGAGUGAGACAACAACCUCUGUGUCUAGGAAACAUACCCCCGAGAGGAAAAGAAGUCCAUUGAAGGGUAAGAAUGUGUCUGCAAGUCAAUCAGAGAAUUCAAAACCUGUAGAUGGUUCUCAUAGUAGGUUAAUAGAACAGCAUCGAUGGCCUAGUAGAAUGUCUAUGAACAGAAGCUUGGAUCUUGGUGAAAAAGUGGUUAGGACAACGUCUCUGUCUUUGUCAAAUAAAAGCUCUAAACCUUUGCAGAAAUCUUCUAGUGACACGGUGAGGUUGUUGUCCUGUCAUGAAAAUGGUGGACUAGUAAUGUCUCCAACAAAUUCAGAAGAUGGUAAUAGUUUAACAUGGACACAUGACUCUCACAGGCUAUUGUCUGCAAGUUCAUUAGAUAGGGCAACUUCAGCUAGAGUGCACCCAUUGUCUGCUCCUGGAUCACGCGCUGCUUCUCCAAGCAGAUCCUCAUUUUCAUUUUCAUCGUCAUCAUCAUCAUCCUCUAGUUCUAGAGGCAUGAGUCCUUCAAGAGGCGCAAGUAUCUCUUGUUUGAGAUCGUGUACACCGCCACCAAGAGGUGUAAGUCCUUCCCGGAUAAGACAAGCCAACAUGUCUACAAGCACCCCAACCUCAGUUCUCAGUUUCAUGGCUGAUGUUAGGAAAGGAAAAAAGGUGAGUUACAUAGAAGAUGUUCAUCAACUGCGCUUGCUAUAUAAUAGAUAUUCACAAUGGCGUUUUGCAAAUGCUCGAGCUGAAGGGGUCAGAUAUAUUCAAAGGUUAAUCGCAGAGGAAACUCUAUAUAAUGUUUGGCAUGCAACAUCAGAGCUAAGAGAUCAUGUGACAGCUCAAAGAAUCUACCUCCAACAGUUAAAGCUAGAAAUCAAGCUUGAAGAUAUCUUAAGUAAGCAGAUGGUUUACCUUGAAGAUUGGGCCAUACUUGAGAGAGAACACGUUAGUUCUCUAGCUGGUGCCAUAGCAGACUUGGAAGCAAAUACUCUCCGCCUUCCACUAACCGGAGGAACUAAGGUGGAGCUUGGAUCUCUGAAGUUGGCUAUGUCCUCAGCACUUGAUGUUAUGCAGAAUAUGGGAUCAUCGAUCUGCUCUUUACACUCAAAGAUGGAAGAGAUGAAUAAGCUUGUUUCAAAUCUCGCUGUUAUAGCUACAAAAGAAAAAUAUAUGCUUGGCAAAUGUGAAAAUCUAUUGGCAUCAACUGCAGUCAUGGAGGUAGAAGAGAAUAGCCUCAUGACUCAUUUGGUGCAAAAGAAGCAAGAAGAAGAAGUAAGAGAUGAUGCAGAGUCUCAAUUGUUGCCAUUAGGCUCAUUAAGCAAGUGCCUAUGGACGUAA